This is a messenger RNA of Beta vulgaris subsp. vulgaris (sugar beet), 5536 nucleotides long. Its product is annotated as leucine-rich repeat receptor protein kinase HPCA1. The record is from RefSeq and is a predicted model, not a curated record. The coding region runs from base 2842 to 5439 and encodes 865 amino acids. Gene Ontology annotation, molecular function: protein kinase activity; protein binding; ATP binding. The transcript is spliced from 19 exons. NCBI's taxonomy places the organism in Eukaryota, Viridiplantae, Streptophyta, Magnoliopsida, Caryophyllales, Amaranthaceae. Gene Ontology annotation, biological process: protein phosphorylation.
GGAACAUCAGACAAUUCCUUGUGGAACUGUUGAACAAGAACUGUAAUCAUGGAUCAUCACUUAGGAACUUCGUUCUCCUCUUGGAAGUUCCAACACUUAUUAUCUUUAUAAAACACCAUUAUUAAUCACUGAACCUUGCAGACAUAAAACUUGCAGACAUAAAACUUAUAAACCUUGUUAGUUACUACUUUAGUUUGUCAUCAUCAAAACUCAUAGUGGCUCAACACAUAGCGUGCAUAUAAGGCUAGUUUGUUUAACGGAUAACAUAACGGAGGAAUAUAUAUAAAACAAAAAGAAAAAAAAUAAAGAAUCUAAAGUAACGGUUACGUCGAGACAAAAUAAUUCCUAGAAUUUUGUCAAAUUCAUAUCAAUUUUGAGGGUUCCCUUUUGGCUUUUGUUCAUCCCUCGUACCAUGACUUCACAUGGACAGCAAAGUUCUCUCUGAAUUUGAUUUUAUAUUUUUGUUGUUUCUCUUAGCUGUUUUCAUUAAGGAUAUUUUUUAUUAUUGAACCAUGACCUGGGGUUUAAAAAACCUUAAAAUCCUUAACUAUCAAUUGUCUUCACACAACCACCUAAUGGACUUUGUUUAAGAAUGUGUUUGUUUGACUGAUGAAGACUCUUCAGUUCAUUUUAGUUCAGACAAAUUUUGUUCAAUUUAGUUCACACAAAUUAUGUUCAGUUCAGUUUCUUUUCUCAGUUUUCAUUCAAAACUGUUCAUUUCAUUUUAGUUCAGUUUAAUUUAGACAAAUUCAAUUCAGUUCAAUUAUGUUCAAACGAACCGAUCUUAACUGAAGUCAACCCCCGAAAUGCUUAUUUUUUUUUCAAGGUUUUAGAUGUUAAUUUAGGAUAGAUUUUACUAAAUAAAUCAAUCUCAAGUCUCAACCCCUAAUUUCAAGGUUUUAGAUACUUUUAAACGGUUUAAAAGUUAACUAGCAGUCGUUUAUUGAAUUAAAGUGAUUAAAAUGUACAUUCAUAAAAUUAUGUGCACCUAAGAAAAUCAUUUCUGACAUUUGUGUUAAGGGGUGAGUGUGGGAAGACAGUUUUUUUUUUUUUUUGAAUAGAGGGAAGAGUAGAAGACCGUUGAUAGUUAUGUGAUAUGUGAUAUGUGAUAUGUGAUAUGUGAUAUGUGAUAUGUUUGGGUUUUUUUUUAGAUAAGGGUGGUUUAAAGAAUAUAUACACUGACACUAUUUAAUUAGAGAGGAUUUCAAUGAGAAAUUAUGUUUUAGAUGUAAGAUCACUUGGAAGUGGGUGUUGUUAUCCCAUGUGCAAACCUUGAAGAAGACUAGCUAACAGAUUAAUUUAAUAAUCUAUCUUAAUUGGAUAAUAAAUGUAUAUAUUACUCUCAAAUUCAACUUUCACUCUGAUAUGCAUACGUCUGUUGCUUAAAUUACCAAGAAAAGCACAAUGAUGUAAGUAAACAAUCCUGGAAAAUAUUAUGUGCUUUCUUUUAUUAUGUUGAAUAAGUCCGACCAUCUUCUGUAAUCUGUACGAUUUUGAUUAUAAUGUGAACAUGUUUCCUAUUCUUUUGUUGUUGUUGUUGUUGUUGUUAUUUUGCUGUUGUCAUUGUUGCUGUUGUUGUUGUUGUUGUUGCUGUUGUUGUUGUCGUCGUCGUUGUCAUUGUUCUGUAGUUUUAGAGGAGAUUGUAGUUGUCUUAUUGACCUCGGAAAGUUGACAAACACUAUCUGUUUUUUAUUAUUCACUUGCUGUCAAUGAGAAGUAUAUGAGAGGAAGUCAUUGACAUUCUAUGGAGAUUUGGACUGUGUCUUAUUGCUCGUGGGAACACAUUUUCUUGGGAUGUUGAAGGGUCUUGGACUUGUGUUUCUUAAGAGGGUGAUAUGAAGGUUUUUCACUAGAGGAUACUCUUCAUUUGUUGCAAAAACCAUAUUCAGAGCGUUUUUUUAGGCAUCGAAUGAUGGGUCUUAGAAUUUUGCUAGUUGUUGGAUUCUUUUGCAUCUAUGUUGGAAACAUAGCAGCACAGACAAAUAGUCGGGAUCGUAAGUCUGCAUGACAGUUAAUUGUCAUAAUAUUGGUUCUUUCCUUUUGUUUUUUUGAGAAUUUAUUUGUUGCAAUCAUGGUAUAUUAUUGCUCCUUGAUUUCUCAUCAUCUUCUACAAGUUUUGUCCUUAGGAGUUUGAUGGUUUCCUGUUUUGAAUAAGAGCUAUUUAUAAAAUUAGAAUGUCGAAACUUAUUGCUCCUAUGCUAUCUUAAGCAUGAACAAUUGAAGAAAAUCGAUUUUCAUUCCGAAGGAAAUCAUCUACUGUUAGGAGUCUUAUUCCUAUUGUCUUAUAGAUAGAUAUUAUUAUGCCUAGUUUGCAUAGCAUCAGGACUCCGUCCUCUAGAUUGUAUAAAUAGGUUUGAUGAUGAAUGAGAACACAACACAACUUGACCAAAUCUUAACAUCUACACCAGAGUAGUGCUGUGUCAGAGACUGAUUUAUUCUUAGCUAUGGGUGAUGAGAUGAAGAAACAGAAGGCAUCAUGAUAGUAUUAAAGAGAGGGGUCUAGACUCUACACAAUGUAAUAAUAUUGCAUAAUAGAUUUUAUUAGUGUUAUAUGGCAAUUUGGCUAUGUUGAUAUUGAUUAUUUUCUAGCCACAUUCCUUAAUCUACCCACUGUUUUAGGCAAGGGAACAUUGAUCUUCUUUUGAUGGCAGAAAAUUGCAUGUGGCAGACCAUUGAUGAGAAGCUAAUCGCUCACGAAUAUUAUAUGCUGCUUUGGUGGCGCUCACAACAGACUGGGAGAAUUUACCACCAAGCUGGACUGGUCAAAAUUCUUGUACCAGUUGGGAAGGAAUCACAUGUGACGCCAACGGUACUCGUAUUAUUGCCAUAACAUUAGCAAGUAUGCAAUUGUCGGGUCAGCUGACUGGAGACCUUGUUUUUUUAUCUGAACUCCAGAUUCUGGAUUUAUCUUACAAUAGAGGGCUUACGGGUUCUCUUCCUGGAGAUAUUGGACAACUGUCAAGACUUACAAACUUAAUCCUUCUUGGUUGUAGUUUAUCUGGGAGAAUUCCUGAUUCAAUAGGAUUGCUUCAGCAGCUUGUAUCUCUAUCUCUGAAUUCAAACAGAUUUAGCGGACCAGUGCCUGCUUCUAUCGGUAACUUGACUAAUCUUUUUUGGCUGGAUCUAACUGAUAACCGGCUCACUGGAAGCAUUCCUGUCUCCAGUGGUGACACACCUGGACUCGAUUUGCUAGUUAACACCAGACACUUUCACUUUGGAAUGAAUCAACUCUCUGGAACAAUUCCGCCAAGUCUUUUUAGCUCUGACUUGAAUGUAAUACAUGUGAUUUUCGACAACAACAACCUUACUGGUAACAUCCCGUCAACAUUGGGUCUUGUGACAACGCUGGAGGCACUUCGUUUGGAUAGGAAUUCAUUGGAUGGGGAUCUUCCAGCCAAUCUCAACAACCUUACCAAUGUCCACGAGCUAGUACUUUCCAACAAUAAUUUGAGUGGUCCGUUGCCUGAUCUCACCAGCAUGAGCAAUCUCAUUUAUGUUGACUUGAGCAAUAACAGCUUUGCAGCUACAGAAGUUCCCGAAUGGUUUUCAACCUUACAGGCCCUGACAACUUUAAUGAUGGAACGGACAGGACUUGUAGGACAAAUUCCAGCCGAAUUCUUUGGCAUCCCUCAAUUGCAGACAGUAUUAUUGCAGCAUAAUCGGCUCAAUGGUACUUUAGACAUUGGCAGCAGCUACAGCAGACAAAUGCAGCUAAUUGAUCUACAAAACAAUUCCAUCAGAUCCUUCACAGUAGAUUCUGAAUACAAUUUCACAUUGAUGGGCGCUGGUAAUCCGUUUUGUCAGGAUACUCAGGUAACAUUACCUUACUGCAACAACCAGCAGGAGCUUGGUUCCUCGUAUUCAACACCAGUAUUUUGUACUCCUCGCCGUUGUACCUCCACCCAAACUUCCAGUCCUAACUGCAGAUGUGCAUAUCCCUACACUGGAACUUUACGCUUUCUAGUUCCUUCUGUCUCAGCCUUUGGGAAUGCCAAUUACUUCAUAAAUCUCCAGCUGCACAUAUUACAAAGGCUUGUGAAUUUAACGCUUCCAGUGGAAUCCAUCUCACUGAGUGACGUAAAUAUGAACUCUGAUGGUUAUCUUAACAUGCAUCUGGCAAUCUUUCCUGCUGAGCAAGAUCAUUUCAACAGAACAGGAGUUUUCUCACUUGGGUUAGUGUUCAGCAACCAGAUAUACAAGCCACCAACGGAGUAUGGUCCCUAUUAUUUUAUUGCUAAUAGCUACACUGAAUUUGGAGGAAACGACAAUAAAUCUCGUAUCGGUAUCAUUAUUGGUGCUGUCGUAGGGGGUAUUGUUCUAUUGCUGCUUUUAGUAGGUGCAGGAGGUUAUGCAUUUUAUCAAAAGAAGAAAGCUGAAAAGGCAAAGCAGCAAGCCAAUCCAUUUGGAUCAUGGGACACACAAGGAACUGGUGGUGACGUACCUCAGCUAAAAGGAGCCAGGUUUUUCACAUUUCAGGAGCUUCAGAAAUGUACCAAUAACUUUUCAGAAACCAACAACAUUGGGUCCGGGGGAUAUGGGAAGGUUUACAAAGGAACUCUUGUUGAUGGGCAGAUUAUUGCUAUUAAAAGAUCUCAGAAAGGAUCAAUGCAGGGUAUUCGAGAGUUUAAAAAUGAGAUAGAACUUUUGACAAGGGUUCAUCACAAGAACCUUGUAAAACUCAUUGGAUUUUGUUUUGAUCAAGAAGAACAGAUACUGGUCUAUGAAUUCAUUUCCAAUGGUACACUAAUGGACAGUCUUUCAGGGAAAUCAGGCAUACAAUUAGACUGGAUGAGACGACUGAUGGUAACCCUUGGCUCAGCUCGGGGUUUGCAAUAUCUGCAUGAGCUUGCUGAUCCACCUAUCAUACACAGAGAUAUUAAAUCAAACAACAUCCUCCUAGACGAGCAUUUAGUUGCAAAAGUUACUGACUUUGGCCUCUCCAAGCUUUUCGGUGACAGCAAAAAGGGUUAUGUUAGUACCCAAGUCAAAGGAACAAUGGGAUACCUCGAUCCUGAAUAUUUCAUGACCAAUCAGUUGACAGAGAAAAGUGAUAUAUAUAGCUUUGGGGUUGUUAUGCUGGAAAUGGCGACAGCAAGAAGACCAAUACAACAAGGAACAUACAUAGUCAAAGUGGUGAAAGAAAAAAUUGGCAGGACUAGGCAUUUAUACAACCUUACUGAAAUAAUGGACCCUGUGCUGCUAUCAUCUGAAACCAUGCUUGUUGGUUUUGAAAAGUUUGUAGAUUUGGCAUUGAAGUGUGUAGAAGACGUACGAGCUAAUAGGCCUACAAUGGGUGAAGUGGUAAAGGAAAUCGAGAACAUUGUUCUACUAGCAGGAAUGAACCCAAAUGCAGAUUCUGCAUCAGUCUCACAAAGUUAUGAAGGAGCAAGUGGAGACACUUUUGGAGAUCUCUAUGCUAAUUAUGCACUUUCUCGAUAGACGCUAGAGUUAUUACACUUGCAGGAGAUAUAAGUUCAAGACUUGUACAUACACUUUCUGAUGUUUGGUAUGAGGAACUUUUUUUUUGUGGUUUUAA